This is a messenger RNA of Lemur catta (Ring-tailed lemur), 1742 nucleotides long. It is a transcript of the gene TXNDC15, whose product is annotated as thioredoxin domain containing 15. The coding region runs from base 1 to 1215 and encodes 404 amino acids. The transcript has 5 exons. NCBI's taxonomy places the organism in Eukaryota, Metazoa, Chordata, Mammalia, Primates, Lemuridae. The record is from RefSeq and is a predicted model, not a curated record. Gene Ontology annotation, biological process: cilium assembly. Gene Ontology annotation, cellular component: cilium.
AUGGCGCCCGCGGCGGCUGCCAGACGCCAAGAUGGCGGCGCGGGCCCGCGCCCGCGCUCCCGGGCUCUCCACCCCCAGCCUUCCUCCGUUGGGAGCGCGACUCUCGUCGCCGUGCGCCCGUGGCCCGUCCGCCUGGGUGGUGGUCCCGGCCGCCGCCCGCCCCGCGCCAUGCGGCCUCUCGGUUGGUGGCAGUUACUGCUGUGGGCGCUGGGGCUUGUCGCCCGCGGCGUGGAGGCCGCAGAGGAAGGCGAUCGCUUAUGGUCAGAGGAGCAGCCUGGUCCCCGUCUCCGGGUGGGGGCCGUGUACCUGAGUGAGGAGGGGCCCCCGCACGACCCGAUGGGCCCGGACGGGGCAGCAGCGCAGGCCGACGCGGUGCUGGGGCCGGACAGCCGUGGGGACCGCGUGGUGAUGCUGUCCGUGAUUCCCGGGGAGGCUGAGGACAGACUGGGCCCAGAGCCCGGCGGCGACACUUGCGGCGCUGGAGGAGAGGACGACUCGCGGUGCCGCCUCCGAGAGAACCUCUUCUCCCUGAGCAGCGCGGGGGCGAGCUUCCCCGACAGGGAGGACGAGGACUACCCCGAGCCCGAGGUGGCGGAACCCGACCCGGCCCCGCCGGACGACGCCAACAGCACGGAGAGCCUCAAAUCCCCGAAGGUGAACUGUGAGGAGAGAAAUGUGACGGGAUUAGAAAAUUUUACUCUGAAAAUUCUAAAUAUGUCUCAGGACCUCAUGGAUUUUCUGAACCCAAACGGCAGCGACUGUACCCUCGUCCUGUUUUACACCCCGUGGUGCCGAUUCUCUGCCAGUUUGGCCCCGCAUUUUAAUUCUCUGCCCCGGGCAUUUCCAACUCUUCAUUUUUUGGCUCUGGAUGCAUCUCAGCACAGCAGCCUUUCCACCAGGUUUGGCACCGUAGCUGUUCCUAACAUUUUGUUAUUUCAAGGAGCUAAACCAAUGGCUAGAUUUAACCAUACAGAUCGAACAUUGGAAACACUGAAAAUCUUCAUUUUUAAUCAGACAGGUAUAGAAGCCAAGAAAAAUGUGAUGGUAACUCAAGCUGACCAAAUAGGCCCUCUUCCCAGCACGCUGAUAAAAAGUGUGGACUGGUUGCUUGUCUUUUCCUUAUUCUUUUUAAUUAGUUUCAUUAUGUAUGCUACCAUUCGAACUGAGAGUAUUCGGUGGCUAAUUCCAGGACAAGAGCAGGAACAUGUGGAAUAAUGAUGGACUGAAAGGAAAAGUUGGAAAGAGGCAUUUCUAUCCUUCAUUUCAGAAAUUACUGCUACAGCUUCAUUUUCUCUAGUGAAGUAUUGACUUGCAACUUCACUUAAAAAAAUCAUGCAUUUGUUGACCUACUAUUGAAUGUGUCAAAAAAUUGUAAACUGGUAUUUUAACUAGAAUUACAAUAAGCAAAUGCAAAAAAAUAUUCCCUAGAAUGCCGUGUUCUUAUUUUUACUACUUGAACAUCAUCUGUGAAGAGUAAUCCAGUUUGAAAUGUGAAGACAUUCUGGUGGAAUAGUGAGUUAAUGACAAUAUGCUUACUAAGGCACCAAAAAUACGACUUUUGGGUUAUAGUUCUAGAAAACUCUUGAUUCCUUAUAUAUGUUUAAGAAGGUUGAUGUUUUUGUUUGCAAUUUCUCUUCCAGAGUCCAUAGCAGAAAGUGUUGUUAUGGAAAGAGUAACUAGAAUUGAUUAGUGUGACCCUCCAAGUAGCAACUGAUGGAAAAUAAAAGAGUCAAAUACCUUGA